AACGCGGCGGCGGCGAAGUUACUUGGCCGUUACUCACCGCGCUGACCAGCCCGCCUGCCGCGGACAUGAGGGCGCAGCGCCGUCUGGCAGGACGGCACAGCCAGCCAGACAGCCUCCCGGGAGAGACGGGUCAUCCCGCGGGUGAAUAAGCGGAGAUAGGUGUAAUACACAAUGGAUUACUUACUGACUUUGGAUUGAUAUCAGUCAUAGCUGUGGGUCUGUAAAAACACGCUUUGAUUUCAUUAACUGCUUAAAAAUGAAUGGGAGGUCAUGCAGUAUGAGCCAUCGGUCAACAGGUAUUUCUCAUGGACCUGGGAUGAUCAGUGGACAGCAGAUCCCACCUAUCAGAGUUCAUGCAGGAACUCCCUGCGUAUCUUCAGAUAGCAGCAGCCCAAGCCCAGCUAUCGGAAACUUUUCUGCCAGCCUACAUUUAAAGAUGCCCCUAGGAGGAGGGGUAGCUCCUCAGAGCAACAUCAUUGACAGUACCAUUCACCUUCCCGCUCUGAGUCCCAGACGACAAGUGGUUACAAAUGGGAAGCCUUUAUUUGAAGUCCUGCAGCCGCCAGAACUGCCAGCCCCACAAUCCUUAAAGCCAAAACAGCAAGAAUUUGGAAACACGUUCUCACCGUGCACAGGUAAAGGUGGCCUUGGUUAUGGAUCCCGGUCUAAGUCCAAUGGAAAAGGCAGCUGCAACAAUCUAGUAGUCACCAGCAGUCCCAUUACAGUUCAGCGGCUGGGACCUGUUUCACCUGCUGCUAAUCAAGUUUCAACAGCAUGCAACCAGAUUAGCCCUACCCUACAGAGGUCUAUGGAUGCUUCCAGCCUGAGUGUUCCUCCGUCAGAUACAAGGUCACUCUUGUCGUGUGAGUCUCUGGCCUCUACAACAUCAAGCUUGUCAGAAAGUCAGUCCACUUUGAGCGUUAAGCAAGAGUGGUCGCAUGGGUACAGGACACUUCCUUCUCUUCCUGCUGAACAAGGUUUACAAAAUGGUAGUGAGCUGGGGGACUUACUAAAUUUUCCACUUGCAACAUCUUUGUCCAGUAGCUUCAUAUCUAAUUCAUUACCAUCCUACUUAUUUGGCAUGGAAAAUAGCCAUUCCUCUUUCCCUAGUCCUCGCCAUUCCUCUUCCCGGUCUCAAUCUACCCGCUCCAAAAAGAGAGCACUCUCUCUUUCUCCUCUGUCUGAUGGCAUAGGGAUUGACUUCAAUACAAUCAUCCGUACGUCCCCAACCUCUCUAGUGGCCUACAUCAACAGCUCCAGGACAUCACCAGCUAACAUCUCCCCACAGCCUGAGGUUUAUGGACAUUUUUUGGGAGUGCGAGGAAGCUGUAUACCCCAAAACUACUCUGUUCCAGCUGCCCAGAAAGGUCUUCUCAUGGCUAAUGGCAAUAUCACCUUCCCAGAGUACAUUGAGAAUAGCGCUGGUGAAUACCAGCGGAUGCAGCAGUUGGAGCAAGCCAGCCAGCAGACGGAAACCACAACUAACAUGGUGAUCCAGCAGGGCAUGCCUCCCAUGGACAGCCAGGCCGUAAGUGCCCUGAAAAACGAACAGCUGGAUGAAUUCUCAGGCCAUACAGUUGACAUGCCUUCUCCACCCCCUCUGCCGCCACCUCCUCCACAAGGGCCUCCGCCACCAUACCAUGCUCACCAGCACCAACAUGUGCACAGCCUCCCUGGUCACAUGCAGCCUCUGCCUGUACCUCCAUCUGCCCCAUGCCCACAGCUCGAAGAAGAUGGGGAGCUGGAUGAUUUCAAUGGCAAGCAUGGCUGUCGCUGGAUUGACUGCAAUGCACUGUAUGACCAGCAAGAGGAACUUGUGCGGCACAUAGAGAAGAUUCAUAUAGACCAGAGGAAGGGAGAAGACUUCACGUGCUUCUGGGCAGGGUGCCCACGAAGGUUCAAGCCGUUUAAUGCCAGGUAUAAACUGCUGAUUCACAUGAGAGUCCACUCAGGAGAGAAGCCAAACAAAUGCACAUUUGAGGGCUGCAAGAAGGCCUUUUCCAGACUAGAAAACCUCAAGAUUCACUUAAGGAGCCAUACAGGUGAAAAGCCGUAUCUUUGUCAGCACCCUGGCUGCCAGAAAGCAUUCAGCAACUCCAGCGACCGCGCCAAGCACCAGAGGACACACCUAGACACUAAACCUUAUGCAUGUCAAAUUCCAGGAUGUACUAAACGAUACACAGAUCCAAGCUCCCUGAGAAAACAUGUGAAAGCACAUUCUUCCAAAGACCAGCAAGUUAGGAAAAAGGCUGAAGAAUCCGCACUCUCUCAGAGUAACGGGAGAGGUGCUUCAGUCCCUUCAGCAUCUUGGUGGCCCUCCACUGGACUCUCUCCGUUGCGAUCAAGCUCAGACCUUGGCCAGGACAUCCUGAACGACUGCCUCACAAUCCAGCCCCUCCAGCCAGCCCCAUCACCACAUGAUAUUACGGAUAACACCAUGGGACACUCCCCAGGGCCUACGCAUGAUAUUUACUCAGCAUCUGUGUUCCCCAGCACGCAGACAACUCAAAAUGGAACAGUGGCUGGGGCAGUGUCUUUGUCCCAGCCCAGCAGCCACCCCUCCCCAGCAUGUAACGUACAAAGUAGUCCUCUCCAUCCUUCUUCCCAGUUACCUCUUCUCACAGCUGCGGACUCUGACAGGUUUGUUGCUCUGACUCCUCCUCCUCAACACAUCAGUCCCCAAAGAAUUUCAGUUCCUCCUCCCAUGAUGCAGACUCCACAGACUCCCCGUCUUCAGCAGCCUGGAGGAUUGCAUCUAAAGACAUACCAAUCAGCAUCAAAUCCUUCCUUUCAACCAAAUAGUCUCCACAUCCAAGAUGCUCUGAGACAGCUCGAAGAAUGCUCCUGACCAUCUUGCCAGAGCAGAGCUCAAGGUGGACCUCCUUGCUGUUACUGAAAUUCUGUGCUUGACCCACUUGUCAGCCCUGGGAUACCAACUGCCCAGGGGCAAGAAAGCAGCAUCCCAAUGUCCUCCCUGGAUGAUCCGUGGGAUGAAUAACUCAUGACAUAGAGCUUUUGUGAGGACUCCGAAGUCAGACUGUAUUCAGGCUGCAUCAGUAUUCAGAACCAUUAGUCACAAUUCUGUAUCCUAAAAAUAUAGUUAUUGAAAUAUCAAAUAAAAUAUCUACUGGAUUUCAGAAGUGCUCUGGGCUUCAGGCAACUGUCAAAAGAAGGCAGGACAGAUGCCAUGACCCCAGAACUUACGUAAUCAGAAAUGGAAGUUUAAGUGAGACUCCUCUGAUCGGGCAACCUCAAAGCAGGCAGUGGUGACAGAAAAUAUAGGUAAAAAUAGGUAAAAAAAAACAAAACAAAAAAAAAACCAUGCAUUGCCCCCAUAAAAGAACGUAAACAUUCUGAGCAAACCAGUGCAUUGUCUCGAGUCACAAGGGAUUGAAAAUAGAAAGUUAAAAUCUGGGAAAGCUGACAGUGAAGAUCAAGAUCAAGAUUAGCAAAAUGUUGAGAGAUUUUCAGAAUGAGAAGGAUGGAGAAAUCAUUCAUUUAUUGCAGGUAUAGGGCCUUGAAACCUUUUUGUAGCAGAAUAAAGGAAAUAUCUGAGGUGAAGAGCAGGCUUGAUUUGUGACCCAGAAGAUCUUCAUCCUGGAAAUAUCGGUACAGAGAGCACUGAAUAGCAAAAAACAUUCACCAUAGAUAUUUGGGUUUGAAGAAAACAUUUGAGAUCCUUUAUCAAAUUUCUGAACAUCCUGCCCCUGGGACAUCUUGAAAUGUUGUUGCAUGAUAAAAGCAAUUAACAAUGUCAAGGCUUUACAUUCAUGUACAGCCGGUACUCUUAAAGUAAACACAAUGAGCUUCUGUGUAGGGUUUCUAUCAAACUUCCAGUCUUUCACUUCUUAGUUUUACCAUUGGAUUCACUAUGAAAAAACUUGCUUAGAAUUAACACAGACAGAGUCUGGUGUAAUAACAGGACAUUGGGAAAGAUAUUUUGAGUUUCCCAAUUAACCAUUUUUUAAAAUAUAGACUCAGUCAAUAACUCCAUUAGAUUAUAACUGAAGCACUACUUAGGAGCAAAGAAGUACUAUUCCCAUAUCCUAAUAGCACAGUAUCAGUCAAAGGGGAGAUUUAGGAGGGAACAGCAUAAACUAAGGUACCAGCUACAUUGGCCAUCUUAAAUUACAACUUAAUGAAAAAAAAAAAAAAGAAAAAAAAAACUAAUUUCCAUUCUAAAUGCACUUAUUCCUUGGAAAUCAGUUCAAGCAGCAGACAGGUGCCUAAAUGCAUUUGACAGCAAAUGCCUUAGAAAAAUACUUUUAAACACAUUACGAAAACACAAGAUAUGUCAGGAUUUAACAACACCUAAUAUUCAAAAUUACCUGGAAAGGAAAGUAAAGACAGUGCAUACGAAAAUAUGUUGUUGCCAUGUGAUAACAGUCAGCUGAAGGGAUUGCAAUACCAUAUGGUACUUAAUGAGGGGAAAUAGAUGGCACUUCAAGUAAAGGACAUACAAAAGAUAUACAGAUGACAGAAACCAGUUUUAGAUGACCAAAAGUCUUCUCACCCUUCCUCUUUUUUAAAGACUUUAGAGGAAUCUUUCAAACCAAAUUAAGGAUCCUUGUUACAUAAUAUGAGUGGAUGUCACAAGCACUCCAGAAAACAUUAUAAAUUUUUCUACGUAUUUAGAAAAUAAAAUAAAAUAAAAACACAUAGCACAUUAAAACACAUGGAAAUGAAAACUCAUAGAAAUAAAAACAUUAAAUUGUUCUUCUGUAAGAAUCAGUAGGGAUAGUGAAUUGGAAUUGGUUCUAUGACUACUCAUAUUGUACUAUUUUACUUUCUAUAGAGCUAUUGCUUUCUACUGACGAGUAAUUAUAUCUGAUUUGCCCUUCUAUUAACUUAAAAUGGCUUAGCUAUGGUAUAUCUACCUGUUUCUCAUAGAAUCUACCUAUUUAUAGGGAUAAUUGUCUACUGAACUCAUUGUUUUAAAAUGUAAAUUUAUCUAUGAUUAAUUUGGCUUCCACAUUUGACCAAAGAAAUCCCUCCAGGUCUUGGCCUACUGUACUUAGAAACACAGAAUCACAGAAUGGUUUGGGUUGGAAGGGACCUUCAAGAUCAUCUAGUUCCAACCACCCUGCCAUGGGCAGGGACACCUUCCACUAGACCUGGUUGCUCAAAGCCCCAUCCAACCUGACCUGGAACACUUCAAGGGAUGGCUCAUCCACCUUACAUCUAAUCUAAAUCUACCCUAUUUAAGUUUAAAACCAUUACCCCUGAUCAUAUCACUACAUACCCCAUAAAGUGUCUUUCCCCAUAUUUCCUGCAGGCCCCCUUUAAGUACUAGAAGGCUGCUAAGAGAUCUACUGGGAGCCUUCUGUUCUUCACGCUAAAUAAUCCCAACUGUCUCGAUCUUUUUUUACAGGAGAGGUGUUCUAGCCUCCUCAUCAUUUUUAUCAUCUUCCUCUGGAUCCACUCUACGAAUUGUAGCAAUGAAUUUAGAAACUGUUUUAGCAUGAUUCCUUGCACCUGCAGUUAUGUUGUUAUCUGCUAUUGAAAAAUUAUAUGUAUACAAGAUAAAGCUGAAUACUCUUAAGCCAGCAGUUUUCUAAAGUCAAUCAAACAAAACAGCAGUCUUAAAAUCAAUAUACUAAUUGCUUUUAAUGUACUAAUUGCUUUCUAAAUGGAAACAGUUACAUCUUUAUUCAACAGAGCAAAUAAAUUAAAGCAUUUAGAUGAGCCUUGAUCUCAUAACAUUGUUCUUUUUGAAGAGCAGUUUCAAUUGUAGUAUUGCUCUGCAGUUAGUAGUCCAUGUUACUGUCAUACUAUCAUAGCUUCUUACUCCCCCCCUUUCUUUUUUUUUUUUUUUUUUUACCUGCUCUAACACAGAAACUUUUUGUAUUCUGGGGAGUGCACAGAGAACAACAUUCUGGUAUACAUAUUUGUGGAUAAAUGCUACACAUCUCAUCUCUUAAAACAGUCUUCUAAGUAGAAGAAAGAAAGAAAUGAAAAAUGAAUCACUUAAGCCCAUUCCAGAGAUAAUGAGGGAUAGCAGAGCUCCCAACACAAGUAUCCUCAUACCUUAAAUUGCCAAAUUCAUUAUUAUUGCACUGCAGAUUUAAUGGAUAAUUCAAAACAUAGGACACAAUGCCUGCAACAUUUCCCAUUCUUUCAAUGAAAUAGGUAAGUAAACCAACACCCAGAGUGAAUUGGUUUUGUUUUUCACUUUGUUACAUUUUCACAAAUGAAAGACCAGUACAGACAAACUGAUUUGUUUGUUGCCUUGAGUACCCUUCUAAGUCAGACAUCAAAUUUGUUGUUCCAAAUUUGUUGUCUCAGAGAUGGUUCCAAAAAUUUCUCCCUUCGCUAAAAGAAAUUCUUCAGACGAGUUGACAGUCUUCACUGAAUUUGAGUAUCAUGGUAGGUUAGAAGGGAAGAAAGUGGUUUUAUUCACCAUUGUAUUUGUCUGAUUCUGAGAAAUGUUAUUCCACAACAGGUAUGUGAAAGAAUUUAAUUUAAACUUUGUUAGGUCCAAGAGAAGAAGCCAGAUAGCGUGAGCCAAGUGUGUCAGACGUAUCUGUUAAGUAAUGCAAUACAGAUUUGGUUCUGUUGGAGACCAAAACUAAAGUAAACACAGGGAGCCCCAUUCUGCAGACUACACUCAUAUAUAUCUCCUUGACAUCUUUAGAAGUUCUUCUUGUAUAAAAUGAGGCAAGCUAAGAUCUGAGCUUUGUGCAGAUUAGCCUAUAGCUUGUGGUCUUCUCCCUACUCCCAGUAACCAUUUAUUCCCAUAAAUUUCUGUCUAUAUGGCCUGUUUUGUUUUUGGUUUGGUUUGGUUUUAAAUCCCAGUUAGACAUAGUGGUAUAAAAUGAUCAUGCCAUCCCUAGAAGAUUCAAAAUUGCAAAAAUUAAUAGUGACUUCAUAGCUGAGCUGAGCAAGGCCUGUUUGCAAAACUGAGACUAAUGGAGUCUUCAAAUAUCUAAUUGUUAUCAUUAGUCCUGAAGAGAAAAAGUUCCUUCACAAUUGUAUAAGGAGUGUUGACAUCACUUGAGCUUUCUCCUUAAUGUUGCCACAUAACUAUUCUGAGAUCUGUGAGGUAAAACCAUGUAAGAAAACACUGGCAAAAUACUUUCUUUCCCAGGUGCAGUUUAGGAGCAUGACAAUGGUCUUCUCUCAGGGUUACUUGAAAUCACUUCAGUUUACAAAGUGCCAUGAUCUAUCAGCAGCAUCACAGAAAGUGGUGGUCAGCCACUGUAGAUCAUUAAAAGCACUAGAAAUACAUAAUUAGUGUUCUGCUGUUUCAGAGAAAGAGACUGUAUUGUUAAUUCUUGUAGAUGUAUAUGUGAAGCAUAAAUGGAGAAUUCUGAGCAACUGAAGACAAGACCAAGCAGGAAAAACUAACAGGAAACUCUUAGGAUCUUUUUAUACACAGUCAGUGUAUUUCUUGAUAGCUACCCAGUCACAGGCACUUUGUUUGCUGAACACUUUUCUUGCUUGUAUCUCUGUUGACACACAUUUCAUAUUAAGACAAAUGAAAUUAAAGUCAGGCAAGCUCUUUUCUCACUUGCUCUUUAAAUUAGCUUUCAUUAUCUUUCCACCAAAGUGCAUUAUCUUUUGGAAUUAGUCUCAAAAAGGAUGUAUCAUUGUAUCAAUGCUGAUAUUACAUUCAUUGCUGUAUCCUGCUUCUGUUCUCUUACUUUUCAUCUAGACCAUUAAAUAGAUGCUUUUCUCUUGAAACUUACUAUACACUUGUCCAGAAAUAAGCAAUAAAAAAUAUUCAUUAAACAGAGAGAAUAAUCCCUUAUUGAAUUGGGAAUGGCUGAUCAGCUGGUGUAAAUCAGAACUGAUGCAUUGCUCUCAGCCAAAGUAUGUAAGUUUUAUGUCUAGUUACCUUGAGCCUGUCUGUAAAUCAAAUAUAGCAGUCUGUCGUCUUUUUGAGACUUUAGAAAUGGCCAGAAAGUAACUUAUGGAACAUACAAAAACCAUAUGAAAACUGGACUCAAAAGGAAGAUUUUUGUUGGUGGUGUUUUUGUUGUUGUUGUUGUUGUUUUCCCAAUACUAUAAGCAUUCCUUUGCACAUGUAUCUCUUAAUUUGCUACAUAAAUGGUGGGUUUUUGGUACUUCUAUACAGCUUCUUGACUUAAAUGCAGACAGAAAAAAAUUAGUGGAAAUGAUUUAUAUAGUAAUUUUCAUGAAAGUGUUGCAAAUGCAAGCAGAAAAUUGCAACAAAAAUAAAGAUAAGAUGCGUAAAAAACUGCCUCUCAAGUGAUGAUGUAGCUGUGCUAGCAAUAUCUUUCUAGAGGCAUCUUUCAGUGAGUAAUGGCAACAAAGUUUUAUUUGUCUAAAUUAGCUGUCUGUAAAUAUUUCUGUUAGUCAAAUCUCCCCUGAACAUUCCUGAACUCUAUUGGUCAAUUUCAAAUGAAUAUGAUAUAGAUAUGAAUGAUAAAAAUGCUUGCAGAUGGUCUGAAAACAGGGCAAAGAAAAGAAAACAUAUCAGUGCUCCAGUGACCCAGUGACAGGAUGCAGCAUAGACCCAAUUUGUCUUUAGACACCUAAAAAUCUGCAAAGGUGAAGCAAAUUAUAUCUGUAGAACAAGUUUUAAUAUGAGUGCAUCUCUUAAAAUAUGUAAUAAUGUAAGCAUGAAACAGAAACCACAGGUAAUUAGCAAUUAGAGCUCAUGAAAUUGGAUGCUUUAAAAGUGGGAAAAUCUUGAAAGUGGCUGAUACUUAGAGAGGAAGGAAUGAUUUACAGAGAAUUACGAGGUUAUGUGGAAAGAGACUAACCUAUGUGACACAGGUUUGUUAUUCAGUCUAAGGGAAAUGUGGUGGUCGUUAAAUACACUUGUAAUGUAUUACAAGCAGCCACAAAGUUUAGAGCAGCCAGAAGGUUACCUCAGACUUUUAGCCACGGCAGAGACGUGUCAGAACGUUUAUUACUUUCUAAACAAUGAUCUGUCAGGAUCAUUGAAUACUUGGCAUAGUUUACCUACUUCAAAUAUUAAUAUACAUCCUUUAAGUACAAU
This is a messenger RNA of Cygnus atratus (black swan), 8968 nucleotides long. It is a transcript of the gene GLIS3, whose product is annotated as GLIS family zinc finger 3. The transcript is spliced from 11 exons. Gene Ontology annotation, biological process: regulation of transcription by RNA polymerase II. Gene Ontology annotation, molecular function: DNA-binding transcription factor activity, RNA polymerase II-specific; RNA polymerase II cis-regulatory region sequence-specific DNA binding. Lineage: Eukaryota; Metazoa; Chordata; Aves; Anseriformes; Anatidae. Bases 257 to 2848 code for a protein of 863 amino acids. Gene Ontology annotation, cellular component: nucleus. The record is from RefSeq and is a predicted model, not a curated record.